Molecule: messenger RNA, 1419 nt
Organism: Capronia coronata CBS 617.96
Lineage: Eukaryota; Fungi; Ascomycota; Eurotiomycetes; Chaetothyriales; Herpotrichiellaceae
Exons: 2
Coding region: 1-1419 (472 amino acids)
Source: RefSeq, a predicted model, not a curated record
AUGCCUAUCCCCCCGGGCCAUUUGGGCAAUUUGACGCCUGAACAAGAGGUGAAAUUACGCGAAUUGUGGGCAGCCACGUUCAAUGUCUUUGGAGUGAAAGACCCCCACGACACGAGCGGCACCGAAACACCACAGACCGAAGACGCACAGUCGGUAUCUGAGGUGGACUCUAAAGAUAAGAAGAAGGGCAAGAAGCGGUUUGGGGUAUUCAAAAGACACGACAAGGACUCGAGCAAUGGCACUGUCACGCCCACGAAGGAUCCUAGUCAGCAUGCGGAUGCCGACGACAAGUAUGGCCAAGUGAAGGACUUCCAUCAAAUACUCGCAACGCAGGACCCCGAAUCUCUGCGCGCGGCCUUUUGGAGCAUGGUCAAAGCAGAUCACCCGGACAGUCUGCUGUUACGUUUCCUCAGAGCGCGCAAAUGGGACGUUGACAAGGCAUUGGUAAUGUUAGUCUCCACAAUGAAAUGGCGGAGUCACGAGCAACAUGUCGACGAUGAUAUCAUCUAUCGGGGAGAGGGAGGCGCUCUGGAAGACAGCAAAUCCAACGACCCUGCGGUUAGAAAAGAGGGCGAAGAUUUCCUCACACAGUUGCGGCUAGGGAAAAGCUUUCUGCACGGCACUGACAAAGAAGGGCGACCGCUGUGCCAUGUCCGGGUAAGACUACAUCGCGGAGGAGAACAGAGUGAACGAAGUCUAGAACGGUAUACUGUUUACGUGAUUGAAACGGCGAGAUUGACAUUAAAACCUCCCGUGGAGACAGCUUGUAUCAUAUUCGACAUGACCAAUUUCACCAUGGCCAACAUGGAUUACAGCCCAGUCAAGUUUAUGAUCAAGGUGUUCGAGGCCAACUAUCCAGAGUCACUGGGAGCGGUACUCGUCCACAAAGCGCCUUGGAUCUUUCAAGGGAUAUGGAAAAUCAUUCGCGGUUGGCUCGACCCUGUAGUGGCUGGAAAGGUCCAUUUCACGUCCAAUGUGGAUGACCUGGAGAAGUUCAUUGAUAGGUCACACAUCGUCAAAGAAUUGGAUGGCAAUGACGACUGGGAAUAUACCUAUGUCGAACCACGUGCAGGCGAAAAUGAUCCCAUGAAAGAUCACGAAGCACGAACCGCCCUCGAAGCACAAAGACACGUCGACGUUCGCCAUUAUCAGCACAAGACAUUUGAAUGGAUCGCCAAAGGUACCGGGCCUGAAGCCGAUCAGAUCAAGGCGGCAAGGAAUGCCCUCGCAGGAAAGCUGUACGACAAUUACUGGAAGUUGGACAAGCACAUUCGGGCCCGGACGUUCUAUGAUCGGAUAGGAAUGAUCUCGCCAGAUGGACAGGUCAACUUCUAUCCACCUCCGCCGGGUAAGGGAGGAAAUGCCAGUCUUCCACCGUCCGAUAUACCCGACGAUGCGAGUGCGGAUGACGUGGACUGA